Cajanus cajan (pigeon pea) is the source of this 726-nucleotide messenger RNA. RefSeq names its product glutaredoxin-C1. The record is from RefSeq and is a predicted model, not a curated record. NCBI's taxonomy places the organism in Eukaryota, Viridiplantae, Streptophyta, Magnoliopsida, Fabales, Fabaceae. Gene Ontology annotation, cellular component: cytoplasm. Gene Ontology annotation, biological process: cellular response to oxidative stress. Gene Ontology annotation, molecular function: glutathione disulfide oxidoreductase activity.
GUGCCACCAAGCAGCAACAAAAUUCAACACGUGUGCGCUGUUUUUGGCUUAGUUCUCUUCCCUUACAACAUUUGUCAAAACCCAAAGCUUAAGCUUUCUCUUUGUAUUUUGUUCCUCCUACAUUAUUAUAUAAUAUAUACACAGAUAUAAAAAUAAAAAUAAAAAUGGGGUCUAUGAUGAGUUCACAGAAAAGCAAAGAAGAGAUGGAAGCAGCAUUGAAUAAGGCUAAGGACAUAGUAUCCUCCUUCCCUGUCAUUGUCUUCAGUAAGACUUACUGUGGCUACUGCAAGAGGGUGAAAGAGCUCUUGACACAGCUUGGAGCAUCCUACAAGGUCAUUGAAUUGGACACAGAAAGUGAUGGGAGUGAUAUACAGUCAGCUUUAGCUGAGUGGACAAAGCAAAGGACGGUGCCCAACGUGUUUAUUGGAGGAAAGCACAUUGGUGGUUGUGACGCUGUUAUGGAGAAACAGAAAGCAGAUGAAUUGGUUCCACUUCUCAAAGAUGUUGGAGCCAUCGCUAAUAACUCUGCUCAACUCUAAAUAUCAUAGAAUCUUUUCUUAAAUAAGAUGAAAUAAGGAGAAAACUACAUGCUACAAUUUCUACCAAUACUUUGUUUUAAUUAUCAUUAUCAUCAUGGAAGUGGUUUAUUCUCAUAUUUUUAAAAAAAGUUAUGUAUCAGGACUUAAUGGAAUGAUUAUUCAUCAAAUAUAACUAAUAAUUAAAUAA